UAGUGGUGAAAUGGAAUGCUCCCUCCGACAAUGGAUCAAAGAUCACCUGCUACAUGCUCGAGUACGACCAGGGUAACGAUGGCCAAUUCGUGCCAGUGUUCACGGGGCUGCAGAAGCAGUUCAAGGUGUCCAAGCUGGCUGCCUCAACUGUCUACAGUUUUCGUUUGGCCGCAACCAAUGCAGUGGGCACCAGCCCGUGGAGUGGUGUGAGCCGAUUCACGACGUGUGGUGCUGCUCCUCCAGCCCCGGAACCACCAAAGGUGCUGCAAGUGACUUGCUCCACGGCGACACUAGAGUGGAAUGCCCGGCCCUGUGAUGACUCCUACACUCUCUCCAUAGAGCAGGAAGGAUCGCAACAUGGCUUCUUGCCAGUUUACAAUGGGUCUGACACCAAGUUCACCUGUACACGUCUUGUCCGUAAGACCGAAUACAGGUUUCGGCUGGUCGCCCACAAUGAAGAGGGCUCAAGCGGGCCGAGCCGUGUCGGAAACCUUCAAACUCUGGCCGAUCGCCCGGGAAGGCCAUCCCGCCCCUCUGCUAAGGGACGCGUCCACAGCAAUCACUUCGUUGCAGCUUGGGAUGCACCUAAGGAUGAUGGUGGUGCACCUGUCACUCAGUAUUGCUUGCAGAUGGAUUCUGGAAAAGGAUUUGAUGCGGUGUACACUGGCUCGGAACGGGAGGCAACGUGUUCUGGCUUGGAACCUGGUUCUUCAUACAGGCUCAGAGUGAACUGCACAAACUGUGGAGGCACCAGUGAUUUUUCGGAGGUGUCUACAGUUGUAACAACGGCCCUGUGCCCUGGAAUGUGCGACCCUCCUCGACUCCACGGGAAACCCAAAGCCAUUUCGGCGCACCUGCGAUGGGGAGCAGCGUCAUCAACGGGUGGUGCUGCCGUGACGGCGUACGAGCUCCAGGUGUCCGAGGAGGAUGACAGCCAGUCACGAGUGGCUUACCGAGGCCCUGACAUGGACUGCACGGUGGCAGGCCUCUCGCCAGGCCGUACCUAUCUGUUCCGUGUGCGGGCGGUCAACUCGGUCGGGAAUUUUCUCUAG
Molecule: messenger RNA, 1052 nt
Organism: Rhipicephalus sanguineus (brown dog tick)
Lineage: Eukaryota; Metazoa; Arthropoda; Arachnida; Ixodida; Ixodidae
Product: fibronectin type-III domain-containing protein 3A-like
Exons: 11
Coding region: 54-1052 (332 amino acids)
Molecular function (GO): protein binding
Source: RefSeq, a predicted model, not a curated record